AUGGAUUUUACAAAAGUAAUUAUCCAAAAAAACUAUGCACCAAACACAACUGUAGGUAGUGAUUGCUUUCCUAUCUAUAAGCGUCCACAUAAUGGGGUAUAUGUUAAACUAAGAGGAAGCAAAUUAGACAAUCGUUGGGUUGUUCCAUAUAAUCCAUAUUUACUAGCAAAAUUUGAUUGUCACAUUAAUGUCGAAAUUUACUCAACGGUAAAAGCAGUCAAAUAUCUCUACAAGUACAUUUACAAAGGUCAUGAUCGGGUUGCUUUUAACUUGUCUUCGGAAGAAAGUAUUAAUGAAGUGGAUGAAAUCAAACAAUAUCAGUGUGGUCGAUGGAUCACCCCUCCAGAAGCUAUGUGGAGAAUAUAUGGAUUUAUUAUUAAUGAAAUGUAUCCAUCAGUAUAUAGCUUACAUUUACAUCUUGAAGAUCAACAAUCAAUCACUUUCCAUGGAAAUGCAGAUCUAAAUAAUAUUUUAAAUUCAGACCGUUAUCAAAAAUCUAUGCUAACAGAAUUCUUUGCCACCAACAAAGUAGAUGAAAAUGCAAAAAGACUACUAUACAAAGAAUUUCCACAACAUUACGUAUGGGACAAUCAACACAAACAAUGGACUCCACGGAAAAAGAAAAAAGUAAUAGGACGAAUUGUUACAGCAAAUCCCCUUGAAGGUGAAAGAUAUUAUCUCCGAUCACUACUAAGCCAUGUAAGAGGACCUACAUCCUUCGAAGAUCUAAGAUCUAUUGAUGGAAUAGUAGCUCCAACAUUUCGUGAUGCAGCAACAAUGCGUGGUCUUCUCCAAACAGAUAAUACCUUAGAAGAUUGUUUGCAAGAAGCAUCGAUAUUCCAAAUGCCAAACAGUUUGAGACGGUUAUUUGCAACAAUAUUGGUCUUCUGUAAUCCUAAUAAUCCAAGAUAUCUAUGGGAACGAUUCGAAAAAGACAUGUCAGUAGAUUACAAAACAUCAGAAGAUUCCACUUCAAACGUAAGCAUCGAAGCACUGAAGUCAAUUGCUUUAGCGAUUGAGUCAAUGGGGAAAGAUAUUAACACAUUCAAUCUCAUAGACAACCACAUCUCAUUUGAUGAUGAAGAAAUUCAGACAAGAGAAAUCAACGAUGAACUAGAUGGACCUGGUGGAACUGGAAAAACAUUCUUAUACAAGGCUCUUUUGGCUAAAAUAAGAUCAACAAAUUUAGUAGCUUUAGCAACUGCAUCUUCAGGUGUUGCUGCAUCAUUCUUCCUGGUGGGAGAACUGCACAUUCAAGGUUUAAACUUCCCCUUCAUACUGGAGAUAAAAACACAUGUUCCGUGA
Molecule: messenger RNA, 1305 nt
Organism: Cannabis sativa
Lineage: Eukaryota; Viridiplantae; Streptophyta; Magnoliopsida; Rosales; Cannabaceae
Exons: 2
Coding region: 1-1305 (434 amino acids)
Biological process (GO): DNA repair; telomere maintenance
Molecular function (GO): DNA helicase activity
Source: RefSeq, a predicted model, not a curated record